This is a messenger RNA of Candidula unifasciata, 1127 nucleotides long. The record is from the annotation of a GenBank genome assembly. NCBI's taxonomy places the organism in Eukaryota, Metazoa, Mollusca, Gastropoda, Stylommatophora, Geomitridae.
GUAAUGUCAUGCAGGGACAGGCUUCUCUGACGCGCUGCAGAAUCUUUGAUAUCGUGAUGAACAUGAAUCUCGGGGUGGAUACUUUCUUUGUUAUAAGCGGCUUCUUGGUGUCCUAUCUCCACAUGAAGAAAGCCACCCAGAGUGGAUGGACCUUUAGCUGGAUACGUUACUUCUUACAUCGGUACUGGAGACUAACCCCGACCUACAUGGUGGCCUUUGUCUUGAUUUUGGGGCUGCAGAGAUUUUUCGUGUCUGGCCCCACGGCCGCCACAGCUCAACCUUACGAUGAAGCGGCCUGUGAGAAAUACUGGUGGACCUUCCCCCUCUACAUCAACAACCUCAUGAUGUUUAAGCGUGCUGAAAUGUGUUUCUUCCACGGUUGGAGUCUGGCUGCAGACUAUCAGUUCCAUCUCCUGACUCCUAUGAUGCUUGUACCUUUUUAUUAUCACAGGUACUGUGGGAUCGCAAGUUGUCUCCUGUUUGCCGUGGCCCAGAUGAUUUUGUCCGGAAUUCUAGCUUACCACUUCAAAAUGGUAGUCGGAACUAUAAGACAGCCGCUUGAACAUCUACACUUCAUCUACUUCCCGUUCUACACUCGGAUCGGUCCUUUCGCUCUGGGUAUCCUGACCGGGUACCUCAUGUCCGCUCACAACGGCCGUGUCACCAUGAACAAGUGCGUUGUUGUGAUUGGUUGGAUCCUUGCUGCUGUAGUCGGAUUGGCUGUAGUGUUUGGUGUCCAUGGUGAUUUCAGCGGAGAAAAUCCCAGCAUUUUAUUGGUGGCUUCUAUAUAUAACGGAAUAUACCGGACCGUCUGGGGCGCCUGUAUUUGUUGGAUCAUUGUCGCCUGCACGUCUGGAUAUGGAGGACCAAUUCACGCCUUCCUGUCCUGGUCACCAUUUGUAGUUCUAGGCCGCUUGACCUACACUGGCUACCUAAUCCACAUGUCCGUGCUGACAGUCAUAUUUGAGAACCUGGAGCAGCCGCUUUAUUUAAACAUGUUUGCUGUGGUUGUUUACGGAACGGUCGGCGUUAUCUUCACUAGCCCCCUGGCCGCCAUUUUGGUCAUGUGUGUGGAGAUGCCGACGUUAAGUCUAGAGAAAGUUCGAAAUAACGGAAGAAAGCCGUAA